Zonotrichia leucophrys gambelii is the source of this 3851-nucleotide messenger RNA. RefSeq names its product potassium voltage-gated channel subfamily H member 4 (gene KCNH4). Gene Ontology annotation, cellular component: plasma membrane. Gene Ontology annotation, molecular function: voltage-gated potassium channel activity. NCBI's taxonomy places the organism in Eukaryota, Metazoa, Chordata, Aves, Passeriformes, Passerellidae. The coding region runs from base 114 to 3380 and encodes 1088 amino acids. Gene Ontology annotation, biological process: potassium ion transmembrane transport; regulation of membrane potential. The transcript has 15 exons. The record is from RefSeq and is a predicted model, not a curated record.
GGGGCGGGAGCCCCGGGCGGGCCGGGAUCAGCCCGCGGUGCUGCGGAGGGCCCGGGGGCGGCGGAGGCAGCCCGGCAGGUGGGGCGGGCCGGGCCGGCCGGUGGGGCGGGACGAUGCCGGUGAUGAAGGGGCUGCUGGCGCCGCAGAACACCUUCCUGGACACCAUCGCCACCCGCUUCGAUGGCACACACAGCAACUUCAUCCUGGCCAACGCUCAGGGCCGCUGUGGCUUCCCCAUCGUGUACUGCUCCGAUGGCUUCUGCGACCUCACCGGCUUCGCGCGCACCGAGGUCAUGCAGAAGAACUGCAGCUGCCGCUUCCUCUGCGGGGCUGACACCAGCGAGCCCGCCCUGCAGGGCAUCGAGAAGGCCCUGGACAGCAGGCAGGAGUACCAGACUGAGGUCUGCUUCUACAAAAAGAGCGGAGCUGCCUUCUGGUGCCUGCUGGACAUCAUGCCCAUCAAGAACGAAAAGGGGGAGGUGGUGCUCUUCCUCUUCUCCUUCAAGGACAUCACAGAGAGCCGAGGCAGGAGCUGCCCUGGUGACAAGAAAGAGGAGAAGCAGACGAGUGAGAAGCAGAGGAGUAAGAAGCCUGGCAGCUCCCACCUGAGGGCUGCACGGAGGCAGGGCCGGACCAUGCUGCACCAGCUCAGCAGCCAGUUUGCCCGCAGGGACCGUGGAGAGAUGAAAAUCAACCGUAAUGUGUUUGAGAACAAGCCGUCCAUCCCCGAGUACAAGGUGGCCUCGGUGCAGAAAUCCCGCUUCAUCCUGCUCCACUACAGCAUCUUCAAGGCUCUCUGGGACUGGCUGAUCCUGCUGGCCACCUUCUACGUGGCUAUCACUGUCCCCUACAACGUCUGCUUCACGGGCACAGAGGACAGUCUGUCAGCUGCUCGCAGCACCAUCGUCAGCGACAUCGCUGUGGAGAUGCUCUUCAUCCUCGAUAUCAUCCUCAACUUCCGGACAACGUACGUCAGCCAGUCGGGCCAGGUUGUGUACGACCCUCGCUCCAUCUGCAUCCACUACGUGGCCACCUGGUUCUUCGUGGAUCUGAUUGCUGCUCUGCCCUUCGAUCUGCUCUACAUCUUCAACGUGACCGUGACCUCGCUGGUUCACCUGCUGAAGACGGUGCGGCUGCUGCGGCUGCUGCGGCUGCUGCAGAAGCUGGACCGCUACUCGCAGUACAGCGCCAUGGUGCUCACGCUGCUCAUGUCCAUGUUUGCCCUGCUGGCCCACUGGAUGGCCUGCAUCUGGUACGUCAUCGGCCGCCAGGAGCUGGAGAGCAACGACCCACGCACCUGGGACAUCGGCUGGCUUCACGAGCUGGGCAAGAGGCUGGAGGCUCCCUACAUCAACAAUUCCGUGGGGGGCCCCUCCAUCCGCAGCGCCUACAUCGCCUCCCUCUACUUCACCCUCAGCAGCCUGACCAGCGUGGGCUUUGGGAAUGUCUGCGCCAACACCGACACCGAGAAGAUCUUCUCCAUCUGCACCAUGCUCAUUGGGGCGCUGAUGCACGCCGUGGUGUUCGGCAAUGUCACGGCCAUCAUCCAGCGCAUGUACUCGCGCCGCUCGCUCUACCACACCCGCAUGAAGGACCUCAAGGACUUCAUCCGCGUCCACCACCUGCCCCAGCAGCUCAAGCAGAGGAUGCUGGAGUAUUUCCAGACCACCUGGUCGGUGAACAACGGCAUUGAUGCCAAUGAGCUGCUCCACGACUUCCCCGACGAGCUGCGCGCGGACGUGGCCAUGCACCUCAACAAGGACAUCCUGCAGCUGCCCAUCUUCGAGACCGCCAGCCGGGGCUGCCUCCGCUCGCUGUCCCUGCACAUCAAAACCUCCUUCUGUGCCCCGGGCGAGUACCUGCUGCGCCAGGGCGACGCCUUGCAGGCCAACUACUUCGUGUGCUCGGGCUCCCUGGAGGUGCUGAAGGACAACGUGGUGCUGGCCAUCCUGGGCAAAGGGGAUUUGAUUGGAGCCGACCUGUGCAGAACGGACCAGGUGAUCAAGACCAACGCGGACGUGAAGGCUCUGACCUACUGUGACCUGCAGCACAUCGGCCUGCGGGGGCUCUGUGAGGUGCUGCAGCUCUACCCCGAGUACGCCAGCAAGUUCACAGCCGACAUCCACCAGGACCUGACCUUCAACCUGCGCGAGGGCAGCGAGACGGAGGGGCUCUGCCGCUACUCCCGGUCCCCGAGGCUGCCGCCGGCGCCACAGCCUCGUCCGGAGAGCGGCGCUGCCCCGGAGAAGCCCCUUCCCUCCAUCGUGGAGGAUGAUGAGGAGCCCGACGAGGUUUUCCAGCAGCCGCCUGCCAGCAGCUCCCGCCGCAAGCUGCUGCUGCCGGCCCUGAGCAGCUCGGUGCGGCGCGGCUCCCUGAGCAGCCUGCUGGGCGAUGAGCUGUGCCCGGUGCCGGCCCUGCGGCACAGCUGCCCGGCCCCGGCCCGCGGCAGCCGCAGCCCCUCUCCGCAGUGCCGCAGGGACAGGGAGAGGGGCGCUGGCGUGGGCAGGAGGCCGGCCAAGCUGCUCAUCCCCUCCCUGCACUCGUACAACCCCCCCGACCUCAGCCCCAGGGUCGUGGAUGGGAUUGAAGACAACGGAGGCACUUCAGAGGCACAAACCUUCUGCUUCAGCACGGAGCCACCGAGUGCGGCGAGGGACUCCCCCAGCUCAGCAGGGACUGACCCCGGCGGCCCAGCCCUGGCGAUGGAGGCAGAGCAGAUAAAGCAGAACAUCAGCAGGCUCAACCAGGAGGUGUGCUGGGGCCCACAGGUGGGUGCACGUCCCCAAAAACCCCGCGGGCCCCGGCCGCUGCUCACUGCUGUGUGUCCUUUUCCAGAUCACCCACCUCAACCAGGAGGUUUCUCACCUCAGCCGGCAGCUGCAGAGCAUGAUGGAGCUGCUCAGGGCUCACCUGCCGGCCUGUCCCUGCCGCCUGCCCGCCGCCGUCCCGGUGCCCGCCUCGCCGCCGGUGCCGCCCAGCUCGCUCAGCUCGCCCAGCGGCAGCCCCCGGGCCAAGCGCUGCCCGGUCCGCAGCCGCUCUGCCCACGCCGCCGCCCUGCACCCCGGGCUGGGCACCGAGGGGCCGCGCCCGCCGCGGGGGGACGACCCCGACCCCCGCCGGGGCUCGGACUCGCAGCCGCCGCCGCCGCCGCCGCUGCCGCCGCCGCGCUCCGCCCGCUCCUUCCCGGGCUGCUCGGCCGGCGCUUGGUGUCGCGCCCGCCCGCAGCCGCGCUCCGGUUCCACGAGCUCGCACUGACGCCGCGGGCACCGGCGGGAGCCGCACCGGGGCUCUGCGCUGCCGGUAACACUGGCCGGGGGUCCGGUAAUCCUGCCCGGGGAUCCGUGAUCCCGGGGGUCACCGGGGCUCUCUGCUCCGGGUGACACUGCCGGGGGUCACCGGGGCUUCCGGGGGUUACCGGGGCUCUCCGCUCCGGGUGACACUGCCAGGGGUCCGUGCUCCCGGGAGUUACCGGGGCUUCCGGGGGUUACCGGGGCUCUCCGCUCCGGGUGACCCUGCCCGGGGUCCGUGAUCCCGGGGAUUACCGGGGGUCUCCGCUCCGGGUGACCCUGCCCGGUGUCGGUGCCUCCGGAGAUCCCCGGGACGCCGCGCUCCGGACACACGCAAGGAUUUUGAUACGGUUUUAUACUCUUGGCCCACGGGGCCUUUUAUACAGCCCCAGGUCUCUCGGGGCUGUGGGACGUGGCGGGGCAGUGUACAGAUCUCCGGUGCGGUCUCCGGUUUGCUCGGGGGUCACGGCCGCUGCCGCCCCUCCGCGGCUGUAGUUCGCGUUGUUCCGCCCCGCCUCUCCCACGCUCCCCGCAACACCGAGAAAUAAAGGCUUUAUUUUUCCA